This is a messenger RNA of Castor canadensis (American beaver), 5865 nucleotides long. The record is from RefSeq and is a predicted model, not a curated record. Lineage: Eukaryota; Metazoa; Chordata; Mammalia; Rodentia; Castoridae.
AUGGGAAAUUCGUACGCCGGACAGCUAAAGACUACACGGUUCGAGGAAGUCCUGCACAACUCCAUCGAGGCCUCCCUGCGCUCCAACAACCUGGUGCCCCGGCCCAUCUUCUCCCAGCUGUACCUGGAGGCUGAGCAGCAGCUGUCCUCCUUGGAAGGUGGCAGCCGAGUGGACAAUGAGGAAGAAGAGGAGGAGGGGGAAGGAGGUUUGGAAACCAACAGUCCCCCAAAUCCCUACCAGCUGCCCCCUCCGCCUGAAGGAUGCUGCACCACAGAUGGGUUCUGCCAGGCUGGGAAGGACCUGCGCCUCAUCUCCAUUUCCAGCGAGCCCAUCGAUGUCCCUGUGGGUUUCCUCUUGGUAGGGGCCAAGUCCCCCAGCCUGCCAGACCAUCUCCUGGUGUGUGCAGUUGACAAGAGGUUCUUGCCGGACGACAAUGGCCACAAUGCCCUGCUUGGUUUCUCUGGCAACUGCGUUGGCUGUGGAAAGAAGGGCUUCUGUUACUUCACAGAAUUCUCCAACCACAUCAACCUGAAACUGACCACCCAGCCCAAGAAGCAGAAGCACUUGAAGUAUUACCUGGUCCGCAAUGCACAAGGCGCUCUCACCAAAGGCCCCUCGAUUUGCUGGAAGGGCUCAGAGUUCAGAAACCGGCAGAACUCUACCAACAUGUGUUCUAGUUCUCUCUUGUCACCGCUGGAGGGCUCGGGGUCUCUGGCUGCCUUCCCCAGCGAGCCUGUUUCUGGGACGAACGCCAACAUCCCAUUGGGAGCUCAACAGGCAGGGACAGCCUCUGACCAUGCCUCUGUGACCACAGCCACGGCUCCAGCUAUCUUCAAUGGCAAAGAUUCUCCGAAGCACCAGCAGCUGGCAAAAAAUAGCCUGCCGGCCCUAACUGGGCCCUCAACCUUAGGUAUCUUGUCAAAUUCCGGGCCCCCUAAAAAACGCCACAAAGGAUGGUCUCCUGGCUCUCCACCAGCUACAGAUGGCAGCUACCCUCAGGGUGGUGGGAGCAGAGCUAAGUACGGUAAGUGACCACAGCUUUGCAAAAUCCCAAACGUGGGUAGCAGAGGUGCUGCUAGAGUGUUUGUGUGUGUGGGGGGGGGGGUGCGAUCUAAAGUGCUGAAAAUAUGCAAGGCCAAGCCAGUGAUAUUUAAAGGCCAUGGGAAUUUCCCUUACCUCUGUGGGAACCUGAACGAUGUCGUUGUCAGCCCCCUGCUGUACACGUGCUACCAGAAUUCCCAGUCCCUCUCUAGGGCAUAUGAGCAGUUUGGCGCCUCCACCAUGCAGCCCAUCUCUGAGGAAAUGCAGCUCCUGCUGACAGUCUACUACCUCGUCCAGCUGGCGGCAGACCAGGUGCCACUGAUGGAGGACCUGGAGCAGAUCUUCCUGCGCUCCUGGCGUGAGUCGCACUUGACUGAGAUUCGGCAGUACCAGCAGGUGCCACUGCAGCCCUACCCACCGGCACCCAAUGCCGUGGCACCUGUGACCUCGGCACAGCUGCCCUGGCUGGCCGGCCUGGCUGCCAGUUCCUGCAAUGACAGUGUGCAUGUCAUCGAGUGUACCUACUCCCUGGCCGAAGGUCUCUCCGAGAUGUUCCGGCUGCUUAUUGAGGGCAAGCUCUCCAAGACCAACUAUGUGGUCAUCAUCUGUGCCUGUCGGAACACUGCCAUCGACUCCUGCAUCGCUGUCACAGGAAAAUACCAAGCCCGGAUCCUCUCCGAGAGCCUCCUCAGCCCCACGGAGUACCAGCGGGAAGUUCAUUACGAGCUGGUUACAGGCCAAGUGGACUCCCUGGGGUCCUUUUUCAGCACCUUCUGUCCAGAAGGUGACAUUGACAUUUUGCUGGACAAAUUUCAUCAAGAAAAUAAAGGCCAUAUUUCUUCCUCUCUCACUGCUUCCUCUGUCACUAAAGCAGCAACCCUGGACAUCAGUGGAGCACCUGUGUGCACAAGUUACCAUCUGGAGCCACGUGGUGCUCGGCCCUUCCAGCUGGCAGUGGCGCAGAAGCUCCUUUCUCAUGUGUGCUCAAUUGCGGAUUCUAGCACACAAAAUCUAGAUCUGGGAUCUUUCGAGAAGGUGGACUUUCUAAUUUGCAUUCCACCCUCAGAAGUGACCUACCAGCAGACGGUGCUGCAUGUCUGGCAUUCAGGGGUCUUGCUGGAGCUCGGCCUGGAAAAAGAGCCCAUGACCAAGCAGAGGGUGGAGCAGUAUAUUCUGAAGCUGGAUGCAGAGGCCCAGACAAAAUUUAAGGCCUUUCUGCAAAACUCCUUCCAGAACCCACAUACACUCUUUAUUCUGAUCCAUGACCACGCCCACUGGGAUCUUGUGAGUAGUGCUGUUCAUAACCUCUAUACUCAAAGUGACCCAACCGUGGGAUUGGUGGACAGAUUGCUCAACUGCAGGGAGGUGAAGGAGGCCCCCAACAUCGUGACCCUUCACGUGACUUCCUUCCCAUAUGCCCUCCAGACACAGCACACCCUCAUAAGCCCCUACAACGAAAUCCACUGGCCAGUCUCCUACAGUAAUGGAGUGGACUUGUGUCAUGAAAAUAAGAAGUACUUUGGGCUGUCUGAUUUUAUUGAAUCCACACUUUCAGGACACAGUCUCCCCUUGCUCAGAUAUGAUAGCUCCUUUGAGGCCAUGGUCACUGCACUAGGAAAAAGGUUCCCCCGCCUGCACAGUGCGGUGAUCAGGACCUUUGUUCUUGUGCAGCACUACGCAGCUGCCAUGAUGGCUGUGAGCGGCCUCCCGCAGAUGAAGAACCACACAUCAGUGGAGACACUGGAGAUCACGCAGAACCUCCUAAACUCCCCGAAGCAGUGUCCCUGUGGCCAUGGGCUCAUGGUCCUGCUGCGGGUGCCCUGCUCACCCCUGGCAGCUGUGGCCUAUGAGCGACUGGCCCAUGUGCGGGCUCGGUUGGCCCUGGAAGAGCACUUUGAGAUCAUCCUGGGUAACCCCAGCUCAGGCAUCACUGUGGGGAAGCACUUCGUGAAGCAGCUCAAGAUGUGGCAGAAAAUCGAGGAUGCAGAGUGGAGGCCUCAGACUUACCUGGAGUUGGAGGGCCUGCCAUGCAUACUGAUCUUCAGUGGGAUGGACCCACAUGGGGAAUCCUUGCCACGGUCUCUGAGGUACUGUGACCUGCGUCUGAUAAACUCUUCCUGCCUGGUGAGAACAGCCUUGGAGCAGGAGCUGGGUCUGGCCGCUUACUUUGUAAGCAACGAGAUUCCCUUGGAGAAAGGGGCCAAGAACGAGGCGUUGGAGAGUGACGGGGAGAAGUUGAGUAGCACAGACAACGAGGAUGAGGAGCCAGGGACAGAAGGUUCCACCUCAGAGAAGAGGAGCCCCAUGAAGAGGGAACGGUCCUGUUCUCGUGACUCAGCGUCCUCCUCCCUGUCUCCAAAGCAUCCGGUCAGUCUUCACAUGGGACCCUCAGGUUCAGCCCUCUGCAGUGAGUCCCUGGCUCAGCCCCCCGGGCUCCCACAGGGAGAGCAAGCCUGGUCACCUCCACCCUGUGGUCCUGCAGAAGAGGGCAGAAUGCCUGGGGAGAAGCAGUAUCUCCCAGCCAGUCAGGGACCACCAUCAGUCAUUAGCAGGCACAGCCCUGGGCUGGUCCCCCCACCUGAGUGUGGUCCCAGGCCUAGCCAGAGAAGCCUACAGGUGUCUGUCACCUCAGCCUCACAGCUGUCCUCCUCAGGCUUAUCCUCCCAGUGCACAGUGCCCACUGCCGGCCCACUUGUGCCACAGGCCUCACAGUGCUCCAUGACCAAGGCCUGCCGGCAGCCGCCCAUCGUCUUCCUGCCCAAACUUGCAUAUGACGUAGUCAUGUGCACUGACAGCAGCGGCCUGCCCAAGGCCGCCUCCCUCCUGCCCUCUCCCUCGGUCAUGUGGGCCAGCUCCUUCCGCCCUCUGCUUAGCAAGACCAUGACUUCCACGGAGCAGUCCCUUUACUACCGGCAGUGGACAGUGCCCCGGCCCAGCCAUAUGGACUACGGCAACCGGGCUGAGGGCCGUGCAGACAGCUUCCACCCUCGCAGGCUGCUGCUCAGUGGGCCACCUCAGAUUGGGAAGACAGGUGCCUACCUGCAGUUCCUCAGUAUUUUGUCCAGGAUGCUCAUUCGGCUGACAGAAGUGGAUGUUUAUGAUGAGGAAGAGAUCAACAUCAACCUCCGAGAAGAAUCAGAUUGGCAUUAUCUCCAGCUCACUGACCCCUGGCCAGACCUGGAGCUGUUCCAGAAGAUGCCUUUUGACUACAUCAUUCAUGACCCAAAGUAUGAGGAUGCCAGUCUGAUUUGUUCACACCAUCAGAACAUCAAGAGUGAAGACAGAGGGAUGUCCCGGAAACCUGAGGACCUUUAUGUGCGACGUCACACAGCGAGGAUGAGACUGUCCAAGUAUGCAGCGUACAACACGUACCACCACUGUGAGCAGUGUCACCAGUAUAUGGGCUUCCACCCCCGCUACCAGCUCUAUGAGUCCAGCCUGCACGCCUUUGCCUUCUCUUACUCCAUGCUAGGAGAGGAGAUCCAACUCCAUUUCAUCAUUCCCAAGUCCAAGGAGCACCAUUUUGUCUUCAGCCAACCUGGAGGCCAGCUGGAGAGCAUGCGCCUGCCCCUCGUCACAGACAAGAGUCAUGAAUACAUAAAAAGUCCGACGUUCACUCCAACAACUGGCCGCCACGAACAUGGGCUCUUUAACCUCUACCAUGCGAUGGAUGGAGCCAGCCAUUUGCACGUGCUAGUGGUCAAGGAGUAUGAAAUGGCCAUUUAUAAGAAAUACUGGCCCAACCACAUCAUGCUGGUCCUCCCGAGCAUCUUCAACAGUGCCGGAGUUGGGGCUGCCCAUUUCCUGAUCAAGGAGCUGUCCUACCAUAACCUGGAGCUAGAGCGGAACCGACAGGAAGAACUUGGAAUCAAGCCACAGGACAUCUGGCCUUUCAUUGUGAUUUCUGACGAUUCCUGCGUGAUGUGGAACGUGGUGGAUGUGGACUGUACCGGAGAGAGGAACAGGGAGUUCUCCUGGUCGGAGAGGAAUGUGUCUCUAAAGCACAUCAUGCAGCACAUUGAGGCGUCUCCCAACAUCACGCGCUACGCCCUGAUUGGCAUGAGGAAGUGGGCCAGCAAGACAAGGGGUGGAGAGGUGCACAAGCCCUUCUCCCGCUGCCACGUGCACGACUUCAUCAUCUUGAAUGUGGACUUGACCCAGAAUGUGCAGUACAACCAGAAUCGGUUCACGUGUGAUGACAUAGACUUCAACCUGCGGGUGCACAGUGCUGGCCUCCUACUCUGCCGAUUCAACCGCUUCAGCGUGAUGAAGAAGCAGAUUGCAGUAGGUGGGCACAGGUCCUUCCACAUCACAUCCAAGGUAUCUGACAGCUCUGUGGCCAUUGUACCGGCCCAGUACAUCUGUGCCCCUGACAGCAAGCAUACAUUCCUUGCGGCUCCUGCCCAGCUUCUGCUUGAGAAGUUCCUCCAGUACCACAGCCACCGCUUCUUCCCUCUGUCCCUGAAGAACCACAGCCACCCUGUGCUGUCCGUGGACUGUUACCUUAACCUGGGACCUCAGAUUUCUGUUUGUUAUGUGAGCUCCAGGCCCCACUCUCUAAACAUCAGCUGCUCUGACCUGAUGUUCAGCGGGCUCCUCCUGUACCUCUGCGACUCUUUUGUGGGAGCUAGCUUCUUGAAAAAGUUUCAUUUUCUGAAAGGUGCCACUUUGUGUGUGAUCUGUCAGGAUCGGAACUCGCUCCGCCAGACAGUCGUCCGCCUGGAGCUGGAAGACGAGUGGCAAUUCCGACUGCGGGAUGAGUUCCAGACGGCCAAUGCCAAGGAAGAUCGGCCGCUCUUUUUUCUCACUGGACGGCAUAUCUGA